CACACACCCCGGCAGGAGAGCAGCAAGAGACAGAGCAGAACAACUGAGGGGAAGAUGUGUGACACUCAGAAUCUCCAGCCAGUUGAAGUAGUGGACACUGAGGUGGAUGAGGGGUCCGGCAUCCCCCCAGCGGAGAAGGUGGAUCCAGAGGAGGAAGUGUCCAAUCCUCCCACAGAGGAAAGCCUUGAUGCUGGGGAGACGAUGCAGGAUAGCCCUGAGGAAGCAAAGAGGGAACCAGAGAACAAGGCCGAGGGAGAGCUAAGCCAGACAACUGCACCCGACCAUUCAAAUGAGUUAAAACCUCCACUUGUUAGUAUACGAAAAGACGUGGGUGUGAGUGGACACAGGCGAAUAGGAGGUCACAACCCUAAAAGCACCAAUCACACGGCAUCGGCAGCUCUUCCUUCCUCAACGGCCAGUACAACUGUUUCAGGGAAACGGACGAUGGUACUCUCCAACGAAGCCAGGAAAGAGAUGGCCAAGCAGGCCAGGGCUGCCAAGGAUGAGCGUCGGGCCAUGCUAGAUGCCCGCCACAAGUACCUCAUAGCCAAGCUUGUAGACAGUGUGAGCCUGGGGGAGACUGAGGUGGAGGAGGCCUUUAUAUCGGAUGACAAGUUCAAUUUGAUAGAGGAGUUUUUUGUGCCUAAUGGAUCAAAGAGGUUGAUAUUCUUCUAUCAAGACAUAAAAGUGCCUUCAUCAAACCACCCCACCUGGGCAGACACAGUCAGUUCUACCCCUGGGCAGAAAAAGCUCUUUCUCACCACUGGUACUUCAGAGGCCUUACUUGAAAAGUGUUUGUUUUUCUUGAGAACGACAGACAAGGCCAUAACGACCGCCAAUGUUUCUCAGGAAGUGAAUUUUGGAAUGCUAGACUGCACUAAUGGGAGCAUUCUGUACAGUAUGGAGAAACUGUUCUCACAAAUUAUGCUGCCUGCACUCAAGUCUCAAGAGAAUUGGGGCUCCAUGAAGGAUGGACUUCAGAAUGCUCAGAUUCAGGACUUCCUGAGUUCAGUGGACAAGUUCAUUAGCAACCUCUCCUCUGCCAGACUGAAUAUGGAGGGAAGGUUCCAUCUCCACAGAGUGGACACUGGACAGAGCCUAAGCAGCCUGCUAGGCCCAGCAGACUACACAGCUGCAGCCAAUAACUCCGAACUGGUGGAAGAGCUGGAGGGAGUUCUCCUUCACUGGGCCCACCAGAUCGAACAGGUGCUGACGGAGGGCGAGCAAAUGAGGAAGGAGGCCGAUGACAUAGGGCCCUCUGCUGAACUGGAGCAUUGGAAAAGCCGCAUGACCACUUUUAACAGCUUAAUGGAUGAGAUCAAACGACCCCAUGUGAAGAAGGUUAUUGGAGUGCUGCAGGUGGCCAAGUCAAAGACACUAAGGACUUGGAGAGAGCUGGAUGGAAACAUCACUGUUGUGGCAAAUGAAGCAAAAGACAAUAUGAAAUACCUCUACACAUUGGAGAAGUUCUUUGGCCCACUUGGAAAGUGCACUCCGACGACCAUGUUGGAACACAUUCCCAGACUGAUGAACAGCAUCCGUAUGAUCCACAGCAUCUCCCAGUACUACAAUACCUCAGAGAGAAUGACCUCUCUCUUUGUCAAGGUCACCAACCAGAUGAUGAUUACAACCUGCAAGGCCUACCUAUGCCAGGAUGUGGCCAAGGUCUGGGAUCAUGACAGAAAUGAGAUGUUGAGGAGGAUCAGAGAAUGCACACAGCUCAACCAGGAGUAUCAGCUGUGCUUCCAGAGGGUGCGAGAGAAGCUUCGGGACAACCUCAACGACAAGCAGUUUGAGUUCAGUGAGAAUUACAUCUUGUGGAGGAUCGAGAAGAUCUUUGUUCGCUAUCAGACCAUUGUGACCACCACCAAGUCCAAGACCUACAAUGUGCUUGACCGCAAGUUGGAGUUUGACAGUGACUACACAGAGUUCAAGUUCCAGAUCCAAGGACUCUUCCAGUCUCUCCAGUCAUUGCUAGUGGCCUGGUUUGAGCAGUCACUAACCACUGAGCGAAUGCUUGACCUCCUCUCCAAGUUUGAGAAUGGCGUCGGUAAGCAGCUGGACCUCACAGACAAAUACAUGGCAGUACUGCAGCGCUAUAGCCGAGACCUGGAGCUUACCCUGAGAGAGGAAGGACCAGGCUACAAGGAAAUGCUGCAGGACUUUGAAGCAGUCUUAUCCAGGAUCCCUCCCAUCCUCUUCCCCCUGAUGCAGCCCUUCAUCAGACACGUGGAGAACUCUCUCUCCCCAGGGCUCACUACUCUCCCUGGACAUCACUCAACACUGACAGAUAAUGUAUAUGGAGUACUGCAAGAACUGGAGCAAGUUGCAAAGGUUGCCAUGGAUACACUGGAGUGUCGCAUCGAGAGAAUCCUACAGGCCAUGUCGUCCACUGCCCUGCUGGUGCUGCCCGAGGAUAUGCCCGUUUCAUCCCAAAACUUUCAUAGCCAAGCUGAGGAUACUGUGAGGUCUGCUGGGAAGGCACUGAGCAUCCAAAGUAAACAAGUGGAAAUGUCUAUGUACGAGAUGACUGACGAGCUGAAAAAGAGGAUGACGCCAGCAGAAGUAGUCAACCUAAAGCUGUGCCAGAGGAACACAGAGGCCCUGGUCAAAGGCUUCAUGUGGCGAGUUCCAAGUACCAGUCGUCCCUCGUACCUGAGUCGACCACAGGUCCAGGUUCCUCUCUUCGAGGCCUCUAUUCAGCUGGCCAUUCCGAACAUCGUCCUCAAGCCCAGUCUAGAGGACAUCCAGAGUACUGUCAACAAAGUUGUGAGCAUUGUGCUGUCUAUGGCUACAGACAUCCCACUAUGGACAUUUUCCCAUCUACAUCACAAGCAGCUUCAGGCAGAGCAGGCUGCAGUCAGGGACGCUGGGGACGACGGCCCCCUGACCAAACAGCUGGUCCUCAAGCCCCUGGACCGGCAGCUGGCCGAGCACAAGGACGACCGAGGCCGGGGGGAUGUACUGCAGGAGUUCCAUCACUUCUCCACCCUGUGGAAUCAGGACCCAGAGGAAGAAGUGAAAACCUUCCUGGAGACCAGUCCAUCCCUCCCAGCGUUCAGCACUCAGAUUUCCUCCUACUCUAAAAUGGAAGCUCAGAUUGACAGUUUGCCAGCCUCCUGCACUGUGGGCUCAGUCCUGUUCCACACAGAACACCUUAAGCUCUCCCUGACCCAGGAGUGCCGUGCCUGGAAACGGCCUUUGGGCUGCGCUGAACAGCCAGGCCUCAGCCGACAUGGCCGACAUCUACUCCUUGUGGACGGCCUGACCAAGAGGCUCCAGAGGCCUGUCGAAGACCUGGAGGACGUUAGGGGAGCCAUGGCCUCUCUCCGAGAGGUCAGAGAGGCAGAGAUCCGGAUAGACGCCACCAUCGGCCCCGUGGAGGAGUCGUUCGCCCUGCUCAACCGCCACGAGUUGAUCUUCAGCGACGGGAACGCAGAGAAGGUGGACGGGCUGACGUACGCCUGGAGGAACCUCAAUGCAAUGGUGAUGGAAACCCAAAACACCCUGGUGAAGAUUCAACCUGCCAUGAAGGCAGACCUACUGUCAGGGGUAGAGACCUUCCAGAACUCUGUCCAGACAUACUACUCAGAUUAUGACAAAAGUGGAGGGUUGACCCCAGAUGAAGCCAGCGACAGACUGCAGAGCUUCCAGGCCCAGUUCAAUGAGCUGUGGAGAAAAUAUGUUACCUACUCUGGAGGGGAGGAGCUAUUCGGCCUCUCAGUUAACGAAUAUCCCGAUCUUCAGAGAAUUAAAAGAGAGCUGGGUCUUUUGUCAAAACUUUACACGCUCUACAACUCUGUCACUGAAAGUGUGACUAGUUACUAUGAUAUCCAAUGGGCUGACCUAAACAUAGACAAGAUCAACAAUGAACUGCAGGAUUUCCAGAACAGAAUCCGGAAACUUCCCAAGGCGUUGAAGGAGUGGCAAGCUUUUAGUGACCUGAAGAAGACAAUCGAUGACUUCAACGAGACGUGCCCCCUACUUUACAUGAUGGCUAACAAGGCGAUGAUGUCCAGGCAUUGGAGCCGCCUGAGUGACCUCACAGGACACAUCUUCGAGGUGGAGUCGGAGAGCUUUGCCCUCAGAAACAUCAUGGAGGCACCACUGCUCAAAUACAAAGAGGAUAUUGAGGAUGUGUGCAUCAGCGCCGAGGAGAGGGACAUUGAGGCCAAACUGAAAGACGUAGUGGCAGAGUGGAGCAGCCACACGCUCACCUUUGCCCCCUUCAGGAACGGGGAACUGCUACUGAAGGGUACUGACACUGCAGAGAAGGUGGCCCCUAUGGAGGACAGUCUGAUGGUGCUGGCCUCGCUCAUGAGCAACCGGUAUAAUGCCCCAUUCAAGCCUUCCAUCCAGCAGUGGGUGCUGAAGCUGUCUAACACCACUGAGGUCAUAGAGAAAUGGUUGACGGUUCAGAACCUGUGGAUCUACCUGGAGGCCGUAUUUGUCGGGGAUAUCGCUAAGCAGCUGCCCCAGGAAGCCAAGAGGUUCCAGAACAUCGACAAGUCCUGGCAGAAGAUCAUGCAGCGUGCCCACGAGGUGACAGGUGUGGUGCAGUGCUGUGUGGGGGACGAGACCCUCAGCCAGCUGUUGCCCCAUCUUCUGGAGCAGCUGGAGGUGUGUCAGAAGUCCCUGAGCGGGUACCUGGAGAAGAAGAGGCUUGUGUUCCCUCGGUUCUUCUUUGUCUCUGACCCUGCUCUACUGGAGAUCCUGGGACAGGCCUCAGACUCCCACACCAUACAGGCUCAUCUGCUGAGUCUUUUCGACAAUGUGAACUGUGUGGUUUUCCAUGAUAAGAACUAUGACCAGAUCCUAAGCUUCCAGUCCCAGGAAGGAGAGACAGUAGACUUGUCUGAACCUGUUUUGGCUCAGGGAAAUGUAGAAGCCUGGCUGGGGCUCUUGUGACAGAGUGAGAAGACCAUCCAUGGCAUUAUCCGGCAGGCUCACAUGUCCAUCAGUGACGCAGGACUAAAGCUGGUGGAGUAGUCUGUGUUCCCAGCCCAGGUGGGUCUGCUGGGCAUCCAGAUGAUCUGGACCAGGGAUGCAGAGGAAGCACUAGGGUUCAGCAAGGGAGACAAAAGCACCAAGUAUGAGACUCUGAUAACCAUCCAUGUGCAUCAGAAAGACAUAUUCGACGACCUGGUGCGAAUGAACAUCCGAUCGACAUUAGACUUUGAGUGGCAGAAGCAAUCCCACUUCUACUUCAUCGAGGACAAGGACAGAUGUAUAAUCCAGAUCACUGAUGUGGAGUUUAGCUACUGCAAUGAGUAUCUGGGCUGUACCGACAGACUGGUCAUCACCCCUCUCACUGACAGGUGUUACAUCACCCUGUCCCAGGCCCUGGGUAUGAGUAUGGGCGGAGCCCCGGCAGGGCCGGCUGGUACAGGUAAGACCGAGACCACCAAAGACAUGGGCCGUUGCCUGGGGAAGUACGUUGUCGUCUUCAACUGCUCUGACCAGAUGGACUAUAGAGGGCUAGGACGAAUCUAUAAAGGUUUGGCUCAGUCAGGUGCAUGGGGCUGCUUUGAUGAGUUCAACCGCAUCGAGCUCCCUGUCCUGUCAGUAGCAGCCCAGCAGAUCUAUAUAGUGUUGCAGUGCAAAAAGAACAAGAAGACACAGUUUAUCUUCACGGAUGGCGACUUGGUGGAAAUGGACAGAGAGUUUGGCAUCUUCCUAACCAUGAACCCUGGAUAUGCUGGCCGCCAGGAGCUUCCGGAGAACCUGAAGAUCCAGUUUCCUGUGGCCAUGAUGGUUCCAGACAGAGCCAUCAUCAUGAGGGUGAAGCUAGCCAGUGCUGGUUUCCGUGACAACCAAGUCCUCAGCCGCAAGUUCUACACCCUGUACAAGCUGUGUGAAGAGCAGCUCUCCAAGCAGGUCCACUAUGACUUUGGGCUAAGGAACAUCUUGUCAGUGUUGAGGACACUGGGUUCAGUGAAGAGGUCCAACCCCACUGAGCCAGAAACGGUAGUGAUGCGAGUGCUGCGCGACAUGAACCUCUCCAAACUGGUGGAUGAGGACGAGCCUCUGUUCAUGAGUCUGAUCAACGACCUCUUCCCUGGGAUCAUUCUGGACAAAGCAGGCUACCCCGACCUGGAGGCUGCCAUCCACUCCCAGACCCAGCAGGCUGGCCUCAUACCUCACCAGCCCUGGGUCCUCAAACUGGUUCAGCUCUACGAGACCCAGCGGGUUCGCCACGGUAUGAUGACACUAGGCCCCAGUGGAGCUGGAAAAACCACCUGCAUCCACACACUGAUGAGGGCCAUGUUAGAUUGUGGCACCCCUCACCGAGAGAUGAGGAUGAACCCCAAGGCCAUUACUGCCUCCCAGAUGUUUGGUACCCUGGAUGUAGCCACCAACGACUGGACUGAUGGGGUCUUCUCAACCCUGUGGAGGAAAACGCUUAAAGCCAAGAAGGGGGAGCACAUCUGGAUCGUGCUGGACGGCCCUGUGGACGCCAUCUGGAUUGAAAACCUCAACUCAGUCCUGGACGACAACAAGACCCUGACCCUGGCUAAUGGCGACCGCAUCCCUAUGGCGCCUAACUGUAAGGUGGUGUUUGAGCCCCACAACAUCGACAACGCCUCCCCGGCCACAGUGUCCCGCAACGGCAUGGUGUUCAUGAGCUCCUCUGUGCUGGACUGGAAGCCUAUCCUUCAGGCCUGGCUCCAGAGGGUGCCACCACAGCAGGCAGAGGUUCUCCUGGGCUGCUUCCAUAGUGUUUUCCAGGAUCUGAUCAACUUUGUCUUCACUGCUGUGUCUCCCAAAAUGCCCAUCCUGGAGUGUAUGUACAUCAAGCAGACCAUUGACCUUCUGCAGGGUCUACUUCCUGCAGUGGAGGAAAAGCAGUCUCAGGGGGAUGUAUCAAGGCUCUUUGUGUUUGCUGUCAUGUGGUCAGUGGGGGCUCUGCUGGAGCUGGAGGACAGAUCCAAGAUGGAGGCCUUCUUAGAGGCACACCCUGCCACUCUGGACCUGCCCCAGACCCAAGGAGACCAGACCAUCUUUGAGUUCAUGGUCAAUGAACGUGGCCAGUGGGAGCACUGGUCCAAGAAGGUGCCAGAGUACAAGUAUCCCACAGACUCUGUCCCAGGCUACUCAUCUAUCCUGGUGCCCAACGUGGACAACGUGAGGACAGACUUCCUGAUGCAGACCAUCAUGAAACAAGGCAAAGCCGUGUUGCUCAUCGGGGAACAGGGGACUGCUAAGACUGUCAUGAUCAAGGGCUAUACUAGUAAGUUUGAUCCUGAAACUCAGCUGAGCAAGAGCUUAAACUUCUCCUCGGCCACCCUGCCCAGUAUGUUCCAGAGGACCAUAGAGAGCUACAUUGACAAGAGGAUGGGCUCCACCUACGGGCCGCCGGCAGGCAAGAAGAUGACUGUGUUUGUGGAUGACAUCAACAUGCCCGUUAUCAACGAGUGGGGUGACCAGAUAACCAAUGAGAUAGUGCGUCAGCUGAUGGAGCAGGGUGGUUUCUACAGCCUGGAGAGACCAGGGGAGUUCACCAGUGUGGUAGAUGUCCAGCUAGUAGCGGCCAUGAUCCACCGGGGUGGGCGCAACGACGUGCCUCAGCGCCAGAGGCAGUUCAGCACCUUCAACUGCACUCUGCCCUCCAAUUCCUCCAUCGACAAGAUCUUUCGUACUGUGGCACAGGGCUACUUCUGCCCCGAGAGGGGCUUCCCUGAGGUGUGCACCCUGGCCAGCGCCCUGGUGCCCACCACUAGGAGGGUGUGGCAAGCUGUCAAAGCCAAGAUGCUGCCCUCCCCAGCCAAGUUCCACUACAUCUUCAACCUACGAGACCUCAGUCGUAUCUGGCAGGGUAUUCUAACGGUGAGGACCGAGGUGUGCCAGGGGCCAGAGGUGCUGGCUUCACUCUUCCACCACGAGUGUACCCGGGUCAUUGCUGACCGUUUCGUUGACCACAAGGACAGACAGAGCUUUGACAGCAUGCUGGAGAAGGUUACAGUGGAGGAGCAUGGAACAGCCAUGAUAGAGCACCCCCAAUGGGAGGCCUACUUUGUGGACUUCCUGAAGGAUGCCCCCGAGACCACAGGGGAGGAGCCGGAGGACAUGGAGCUGGAGGCCCCCAAGGUCUAUGAACCCAUCCCGUCCUUCCAGGCCCUGUCGGAGCGCCUCGCCACAUUCCAACUGCAGUACAACGAGGCAGUCAGAGGCAGUGCCAUGGACCUGGUCUUCUUCGAGGAUGCCAUGAUCCACCUGAUGAAGAUCAGUCGUAUCGUCCGCACCCCUCAAGGGAACGCCCUCUUGGUGGGGGUGGGUGGCUCAGGGAAGCAGAGCCUCACCCGCCUGGCCUCUUUCAUCGCUGGAUACCAGAGCUUUCAAAUCAUCCUGACCAGGACGUACAACACCAACAACCUCAUGGAGGACCUGAAGUCGUUGUACCGCAUCGCCGGACAAAAGGGCAAAGGGGUCACCUUCAUCUUCACCGACAACGACAUCAAGGAGGAGUCCUUCCUGGAGUACAUGAACAAUGUGCUGGCCUCGGGCGAAGUCUCCAACCUGUUCGCCCGUGACGAAGUCGAUGAAAUCACCCAGGACCUCAUCCCAGCCAUGAAACGCGAGCACCCUCGCCACCCACCUACCGCCGAAAACCUCUACGACUACUUCCUGUCGCGUGUGAGGAGCAACCUGCACGUGGUGUUGUGCUUCUCGCCGGUGGGGGAGAAGUUCCGAACAAGAGCCCUCAAGUUCCCAGGUCUGAUAUCGGGCUGUACUAUUGACUGGUUCCAGCGUUGGCCACGGGACGCACUAGUGGCAGUCGCACAUCACUUUCUGUCCCAGUAUACGUUCCAAUGCUCUGAGGAAGUUAAGCAGAGUGUAGUCCACACCAUGGGGACCUUUCAGGACCUGGUGGCUGAGAAGUGCACAGAGUACUUUGAACGGUUCCGCCGUCAGACCUACGUCACUCCCAGGUCCUACCUGUCCUUCAUCGACGGCUAUAAGAUCAUCUACUCAGAGAAGAUCGCUCAAGUGGGCAUGCUUGCUGAGCGCAUGAAAACAGGCCUGGCCAAGCUGAUGGAGGCAGAGCAAUCUGUGAGCCAGCUGUCCAAGGAGCUGGCUGUUAAGGAACAGGAGCUGGAGGUGGCCUCCAAGAAGGCUGAUGGCGUCUUGCAGGAGGUAACAGCCAAGGCCCAGGCGGCCGAGAAGGUCAAGAUGCAGGUUCAGAAAGUGAAGGACAAGGCUCAGGCCAUCGUGGAUGAGAUUGAAGCCGAUAAGAAAGUGGCCGAGAGGAAGCUAGAGGCAGCCAAGCCUGCAUUAGCAGCCGCGGAGACCGCAUUGCAGACCAUCAAGCCUGCGGACAUCGCCACAGUGAGGAAACUGGGCAAGCCCCCACACCUGAUCAUGCGCAUCAUGGACGCCGUGCUGCUGCUGUUCCAGCGCAGGGUGGACCCUGUCACCCAGGACCCAGAGAGACCCUGCCCCCGGCCCUCGUGGAGCGAGGCCCUCAAACUAAUGCAGCAGUCUGGCUUCGUCAGCAUGCUGGUCAACUUUAGUAAGGAUUCUAUCACUGAGGAGGUAGUGGAGCUGUUGGCACCAUACCUGGACAUGGAGGACUACAACCUGGAGGCAGCCAAGAGGAUCUGUGGUAACGUGGCUGGCCUCUGCUCCUGGACUGAAGCUAUGAAGGACUUCUUUUCCAUUAACAAAGAGGUCCUCCCUUUGAAGGCCAACCUGACCCUGCAGGAGGCCCGACUUGGUGUGGCCCAGGGGGAGUUGUCCCGGGCCCAGGAGCAGCUAGACGCUAAGCAGCGGGAGCUGGAUGAGGUGCAGGCGCUCUAUGACGCCGCCAUGAGGGAGAAGCAGACCCUAAUGGACGACGCCACGGUCUGCCGACGCAAGAUGGCCAACGCCACCGCACUAAUCGACGGGCUUGGUGGUGAGAAGAUCCGCUGGACCGAGAGCAGCGCCCUGUUCCAGACUCAGAUCAGACACCUGGUUGGGGACGUGUUGCUGGCUACUGGCUUUCUGUCCUACGCUGGUCCCUUUAACCAGGAAUAUCGCAACCUACUGCUACAGCUCUGGAGAAAGGAGAUGAGCAGCCACCACAUCCCCUACAGUGAUGAGCUGAAUGUGAUCAGUAUGCUGGUGGACAAUGCCACUGUGGGGGAGUGGAACCUUCAGGGCCUACCCAAUGACGACCUGUCCAUCCAGAACGGCAUUAUCGUCACCAAGGCCUCACGCUACCCCCUCCUCAUCGACCCACAAGGCCAGGGAAAGAUCUGGAUCAAGAACCGUGAGAAGGAUAGGGAGCUAGAGGUGACAUGUUUGAACCACAAGUACUUCCGCUCCCACCUGGAGGACAGCAUGUCUCUGGGCCGCCCCCUACUGAUUGAGGACGUAGGAGAGGAGCUAGACCCUGCCCUGGACAACAUUCUGGAGAAGAACUUCAUCAAGUCUGGCUCCACGUAUAAAGUGAAGGUAGGAGACAAAGAGGUGGAUGUGAUGAAGGAGUUCACCCUCUAUAUCACCACUAAGCUGGCUAACCCGGCCUACACCCCUGAGAUCAGUGCUAAGACUGCUGUGGUGGACUUCACUGUCACUCUCAAAGGCCUGGAGGACCAGCUGCUUGGCCGGGUCAUCCAAAUAGAGAAACAGGAGCUGGAGUCGGAGCGUGUGAAGCUCUUAGAAGAAGUGACUUCUAACAAGAGGAAGAUGCAGGAGCUGGAGGAUAACCUCCUGUACAGACUGACCAGCACCGAGGGCUCUCUGGUGGAGGACGAGUCCCUUAUAGAGGUCCUGAGAGUCACCAAGACCACAGCAGAGGAGGUGAGUGAGAAGCUGAAGGUGGCAGCCGAUACAGAGGUGAAGAUCAAUCUGGCCAGGGAGGAGUACCGUCCGGUGGCCACACGGGGCAGCAUCCUCUACUUCCUCAUAGUGGAGAUGAGCCUGGUCAACAUCAUGUACCAGACCUCCCUCCGCCAGUUCCUGGGCAUCUUCGACUCGUCCAUGGAGAAAUCCACCAAGUCCCAAAUCACCUCUAAAAGGAUCCUCAACAUCAUUGAGUUUCUGACCUACCAGGCGUUUCGAUAUACAGCUAGAGGCCUGUAUGAGGAUCACAAGUUCCUCUUCACCCUCCUGCUGGCCCUGAAGGUCGACCUGCAGGCCAGGAACAUCUCCCACAGCGACUUUCAAACCUUCAUCAAAGGAGGUGCAGCCCUGGACCUGAACUCUGUGGAGCCCAAGCCGCGGCGCUGGAUCCUGGACAUAACGUGGCUGAACCUGGUUCAGCUGUCCAACGUGCACCCCUUCACCCAGCUGCUGACCCAGGUCACCCACAACGACCGCUCCUGGAGGGCCUGGUUCGACGAGCCUGCCCCCGAGGAGGCCCCGGUGCCUGACGGAUACGACAGCAUGCUGGACACAUUCAGGAAGUUAUUGUUGAUCAGGAGCUGGUGCCCCGACCGGACCAUUGCGCAGGCACGGCAUUACAUCGCUGAGUCGCUGGGGCCUAAGUACGCCGAGGGGGUCAUUCUGGACAUGGAGUCUAUGUGGGCGGAGAGUGACAAGAGGACUCCCAUGGUGUGCUUCCUGUCUAUGGGCUCCGACCCCACAGAGAACAUAGAGAGGCUUGCAAAAGCAAAGGGAGCACCAUGCAGACCCAUCUCCAUGGGGCAGGGCCAGGAAGUGCAUGCUCGCAGGUUAUUGGCCAACAGCAUGGCUGAUGGAGGUUGGCUCCUCCUCCAGAACUGCCACCUGGGCCUGGACUUCCUGGACGAGCUGCUGGAGUCGGUCACCAACACCGAAAACAUCCACAGUGGUUGUAGGGUGUGGCUGACCACCGAAGUCCACCCUAAGUUCCCCAUCAACUUCCUGCAGUCGUCCAUCAAGUUCACCAAUGAGCCUCCUCAAGGUAUGAAAGCAGGGUUGAAAAGGACCUACAACGGUGUGACUCAGGAGAUGCUGGAGAUUACUAACCUGCCCCAGUGGAGACCUCUGUUAUACGCUGUGGCCUUCCUCCACACUACUGUUCAGGAGAGGCGUAAGUUUGGCCCCCUGGGCUGGAACAUCCCGUACGAGUUCAACCAGGCAGACUUCACCUCCAGCAUGCAGUUUGUCCAGAACCACCUGGACGAGUUGGACGUGAAGCGUGGCGUCAACUGGAGCUGCCUGCGCUAUAUGCUGGGCGAGGUCCAAUAUGGCGGCCGCGUAACAGACGACCUGGACAAACACCUUCUCAACACCUUCACCCGCGUGUGGUUCAGCGAGAGCACAUUCGCCGACAAGUUCUGUUUCUACAAGGGUUAUACUAUACCCAAAGCCAAGAAUGUGCCGGAUUACCUGCUCCACAUUGAGACCCUGCCACUGGUCGACUCGCCAGAGGUGUUCGGUCUUCAUCCUAAUGCUGACAUUACGUACCAGACAAACAUGGCCAACAAGAUCCUAAGCACCAUCAUCAAUAUCCAACCCAAGGACAGUGGAGGAGGGGGUGGGGAGACAAGAGAGGCCACUGUCCAGAAACUGGCCAACGAGAUGCUGGACAAGCUGCCACCAGACUACGUUCCACAUGAGGUGAGAGCUCAUCUUCAGAAAAUGGGCCUUUUCCAGCCCAUGAACAUCUUUCUGCGGCAGGAGCUUGACCGCAUGCAGCGAAUCAUAGGCUGUGUACGGAGUACCCUCACCGAUCUGAAACUGGCCAUUGAUGGGACCAUUAUCAUGUCAGAGGAUUUGAGGGAUGCCCUGGACAGCAUGUAUGACGCACGCAUCCCCAAGCUGUGGCAGAAGAUCAGCUGGGACUCUGCGACGCUGGGCUUCUGGUUCACGGAGCUACUGGAGAGGAACCAGCAGUUUUAUACCUGGAUCUCCAGUGGACGGCCCCACCAGUUCUGGCUCACUGGCUUCUUCAACCCACAGGGCUUUCUGACUGCCAUGAGGCAGGAGACCACGAGGAUGAACCUGGCCAAAGGCUGGGCUCUGGACACUGUCGUCCUGCACAACGAUGUCACCCGGAUGAUGAGGGAGGAUGUCACAGCGCCGCCGCCAGACGACAUGGGCGGAGUCUACAUCUAUGGACUCUUCCUGGAUGGCGCAGGGUGGGACAAGAGAAACGCCAAACUCACAGAGUCACCUCCAAAGGUCCUUUUCACAGUCCUCCCUGUGGUCCACGUCUAUGCUAUCAGCACGUUGGCUUCCGAUGCCAAGCGUCAGCAAGGGAUAAGCCUGUACCCCUGUCCCGUGUAUAAGAAACCCAGACGCACAGACCUCACCUUCAUCUUCUCCCUGCUGCUGCGCACCUUCCAGUCCCCUGACCACUGGACUCUGAGGGGAGUGGCUCUGCUCUGUGACUGCAAAUGAGUGGAAAUUUCAUUUCAAGUGGUAGCCAUUUUAGUUUUGCAAAACAUGUUUGUGUUGGCAGAGGAAGUGCGUGUGUGAGUGUGUGAAUGAGUGACUGUGUGUCUCAACCACAUUCUGAAUAUGACAAUGACGACAAUGUGUGUGUUUAUCUAAUUCCAAGUGAUUUCUCAGAAUUACUAUUUGUCUACGUAGUGCAAAUUAUUUGAUUAAUCAAUAAUGCUAGUAUUUUGUGCAGCCAAAUUACUAUAUUUGGAAUUUUUAUUAAACAUAUUUUCAAAGAAUAACAGUAGAUGUAAACAAUGCACAAGUCUUAUAGAAAUGGUUGUUUUUGAUUAACUCAUCAUAUCCUGGUAUUUUAUUUGUUGAAGUGCUGUAGAAAAGAUAGUUGUUAUGACAUGUUUCCCCUAUUCCAAUUUAUCCACUAAAAUCAACCCCUCUAACACUUCACCCUGUCAAAAAGCAUUUGAAUAGCAUCAUGUAGCAUCAUAGUAAUAACACUUUUAUAAAAUUGUAAUAAUUAUGUAAUAAAUCAGAGCAUAGCAAACAAG
Molecule: messenger RNA, 13859 nt
Organism: Oncorhynchus keta (chum salmon)
Lineage: Eukaryota; Metazoa; Chordata; Actinopteri; Salmoniformes; Salmonidae
Product: dynein axonemal heavy chain 5
Biological process (GO): microtubule-based movement
Cellular component (GO): dynein complex
Molecular function (GO): ATP hydrolysis activity; dynein light intermediate chain binding; minus-end-directed microtubule motor activity
Source: RefSeq, a predicted model, not a curated record